Molecule: messenger RNA, 8833 nt
Organism: Colius striatus (speckled mousebird)
Lineage: Eukaryota; Metazoa; Chordata; Aves; Coliiformes; Coliidae
Exons: 1
Biological process (GO): proteolysis; virion assembly; DNA integration
Molecular function (GO): zinc ion binding; aspartic-type endopeptidase activity; nucleic acid binding
Source: RefSeq, a predicted model, not a curated record
GAGGCGAAACUGAGAAGAGGCGAAACAAACAAACAAACAAAAUGGAGUACGGCCUGCACACUAUGAGAACAACAACCGCCUCAGCGAAAGUGCAGUCUCAUUGAGACCGCUUCAUUUCCAAGAAGCAGAAGUUAAAGACAUUUCCUAAAAAAGGCUGCGGCCUGUGGUUAUCAGGAGAGGCCAGACCGAGGGUCAAGAGCUUGUAACUAUUGUUCGAACCCUAUAUCUGUUGUGUGGCGUGUAAACCCUAUAAAAACCCUUUCCUACUGAGCACCAGGGUCGCCUCCUCUGACUCCUGCGUGAGUUACGAGACGACCCGGAGCUCCGAAAUAAACCUCACCUCGUGCGUUUGCAUCAAGUCGGCUCCUCGUUUUCCUCUGAGGUGCGCGUCUGCCUGGGUAGAGGAAAGCUUCGCCUUUCAUUUGGGGGCUCGUCCGGGAUCAACGACGAACACCUCAGGAAACGAUGACCCCUUGGAGGUGAGCUUUUUGUGUGAAUGUUUGUGGCGCCACAUGAGAGCUUGUGAGCUUGUGUAGAUUGAGAUUAAGAGUUUGUGGUUUGUGUAACUGAGCAGGCUUUGUUGGGAUAAUAUUGUUUUUAACGUAAUUUCUUUCCUUUAUCUCUGUUUCUUUUGUGUCUCUAAGAGUUUGUGGUUUGUAUAACUGAGAGCUUUGUUGGGAUAACAUUGUUUUUAACGUUAUUUGUUUCCUGUAUCUCUGUUUCUUUUGCGUCUCUCGAAAUUUAAAUUAGUGCCCAUCCCUCUAUGUCAUAGGCUGCAUACCGUUGACCAAGUCUGAGACUAGGUCUGGAUCUAGCCGCACCUAAGCCCCUUUUAAGGGUGCCUUAGAAAGCAAGGGGGUCCAGACUGAACCUCGUGACUCAACGGCAGGGUCUCCUUAAAUAAGCCUACUGUUGACCAGGUCUGGGACUAAGGAUUCUUUCCUGAACCUCGUGACCCAACAGUCCAUAAUCCCCAACUUCAGUAAGAAAAACACUUAGGGAUACACGGAUAAGAUUCUCAUUCUCUCACUCUCUCUCUCUCUCUCUCUCUCUCUCUCUCUCCAUUAACCUCUGAAAAUGUUUUAAGUGUGUGAGAUUGGGAGCUCACUGUUGCAUAGAUAUCUUAAGCAUCAGAGACCAAGUGAAUGUUACUUUUGUGGGUGAUUGGGUGAGAACAUACCUUGGUACCCUUGUAAGUUCAGGGAAUGCUUUUUGUGCCGCCUCUGUGUCCAUAAGUAUAUUUGUUGAUUUUCACCUGAGAGUCACACUCAACAUUACGGGGAUAGGUACGGGACAGGAACCCCUUUGUGCAAAAAAUUUUUAGAUGUGCCUGAUUAAUUGUAUUGAUUUUUUAUGUUCUAUCUGUGUAAGGAUAGGAGUCAUAAUUGUCAGGGUUGUGUUAUGUUGUUUUGGAAGUAAGGGUCAGGGGAAAACUGAAGCUGCUGGGUCAGUAAAGGUCUGACAGACUUUAAAGAGGUUUCUGAGUAGCACGUGUGGGGGACAGACGUGUCCGGCACCACAGGCUACGGCCCUGGGGGACGCCUCACGGGUGAAAAUAGGCAACCUUUGCCUAUAAGUGAAACCUAGCUGGUCCUUGUGGAGUGAAUGAGGGGACGAAGUCUCCGCCCUUCUGAAAUUUUGAUAAGAUCUCUUCCGUGGUGUAAAAGUCGUGGAGAGCGAGAAACCGUUUCUGUGUGUGUGUGUCUUAUUAUAAUUUUUUUGUAUUACUGAUAACCAUGGGGCAGUCCCGAUCCACCCCUCUGUCAUUAACAUUGGCACAUUGGCCAAAAGUAAAAGCACGAGGGCAAAACCUGUCUCUUAUUAUCAAGAAGGGGGAUUGGCAAAAUUAUUGCGAAAGUGAAUGGCCAACUUUUAAAGUAGGAUGGCCACGGUCAGGUACCUUUGACAUCCAUACCAUACGGGCAGUCCGAAUGUCUAUUUUCUCCUCAAUAGGAGGCCAUCCUGACCAAGAACCAUAUAUCACAGUAUGGGAAGACUUGGUGAUGUAUCCGCCGGACUGGGUUCGACCAUUUCUUCCAAGUGAUAAAAUAAGAGUCCUAGCCCCAUCCUACUCAUACUUUAGCCGGGGCGUACCUGUGACAACCAGGACUCUGGCUCUCACAGGAGUAGAAGAGGGGGUGACCAAUAAUGGGGGAGAUUAUGAAAAAUUGAAAGAAUCAAGCCCUAAGACCAAGGUAUAUCCAGAGGUCGAGGGACCCCCUGAAUGGACUCCACCUGUAUCCACAUCUAUACCCACCGCCCCCCCAACUGGACCCCAGUCCCCAGAUGAGGGAGUACCUGUGCCGUAUAACCCGGGGGGUUGGGAAGAAGGACCCUAUACCGGUACCAGGAGUAAACGGGGGAUAAUACCUGAGGGACCAGACUCCACUGUAGCCUUACCACUCCGGGCGGUGGGGCCAGCCCCCACAGAGCCAGAUGAGUUACAACCAUUACAGUACUGGCCCUUUUCGUCCUCCGAUUUGUACAACUGGAAAGCAAAUAACCCUUCUUUUUCUGAGAACUCUGCUGCCCUCAUAGGACUAGUCGAAUCCCUGAUGUACUCCCAUCAGCCCACAUGGGACGACUGUCAGCAGUUACUUCAAACACUUUUCACCACAGAGGAGCGAGAACGAAUCUUCUCGGAGGCACGGAAAACCCUACAGGAAGGCCAACCAGGCCAACCCCCUCGAACAGGAAUGGAAGUGGAAGCGUUGUUCCCAGCAGCGCGACCGCAAUGGGACUAUAAUACAGCAGCAGGUAGGGAACGACUGUCCAUAUACCGCCGGGCUCUGGUAGCAGGACUAAGAGGGGCAGCCAGGAAACCUACCAAUCUGGCAAAGGUGAGAGAAAUUAUGCAGGGGCCUAAUGAACCACCCUCGGUGUUCCUAGAACGUAUCAUGGAGGCCUAUCGUAUUUAUACCCCGUUUGAUCCCGAAUCUAGGGGACAGCGGGCCUCCGUUAUCAUGUCCUUCAUUGGACAAGCUGCACCAGACAUAAAACGAAAACUGCAGCAUAUCGAGGGAUUGCAGGAUUACACCCUGCAAGAUAUUGUUAAAGAGGCUGAAAAAGUGUUCCAUAAAAGGGAAACUGAGGAAGAAAAGUGGGAGAGGGAAAAGAAUGAGAGAGAGAAGGAAGAAAUACGGAGACAAAAGAGACAGGAUAAGAAUUUAACAAGAAUACUUACUACAGUAAUGGCCGAGGGGAAACGCCAAGGGGAAAGACAGGCGAGAGGAGGAAGGGACCUGGGCGACAAUGACAGGAAUAAGGGACCCAGAAGACUGGGAAAAGAUCAAUGUGCUUUCUGCAAGGAACAUGGGCAUUGGGCCCGUGAAUGCCCCAAGAAAAAGGGAAAGAGAGUGCUAACCCUGGAGGAAGAUGAAGAUUAAUGGGGUCAGGGCCCGGAACCCCUCCCCGAGCCUAGGAUAACGUUAAAUGUGGAGGGGACCCCAGUAAAUUUUUUGAUUGAUACUGGGGCAGAAUAUUCCGUACUGAAAACCUCAUUAGGGACUGUAACUAACAAACAGACCAUGGUAAUUGGAGCAACAGGUCGAAAAGAAUACCCCUGGACAACUAAUCGAACUAUUGACUUGGGAACUAACCAAGUAUCCCAUUCUUUUUUGUUAAUACCCGAGUGCCCUACCCCCCUCCUCGGGCGAGACCUGUUAACAAAAAUGAAGGCUCAGAUAAGCUUUACUUCUGCUGGCCCUGAGAUCGCCCUUGCAGGCGGAAAGCCAAAAACAUGCAUAUUGUCCCUGCACUUGGGGGAGGAAUAUAGACUAUACCAAAACCCCAAGGAGAACCUGGAUAACCUUGAAAAAUGGCUCAAGCAGUAUCCGAAGGCAUGGGCCGAAACUGGGGGCAUGGGGGAAGCGGUGAACAUCCCUCCCAUAGUGAUCGAGCUGCAAUCAAGUGCCACCCCAAUAAGCGUAAAACAAUACCCAUUGUCAAAAGAGGCAGUAGCAGGGAUACGACCUCACAUCGACAAGCUUGUACAACAAGGGAUUCUUGUGCCUUGUAAAUCUCCCUGGAACACACCACUCCUGCCGGUAAAGAAACCUGGGACUGGGGAUUAUCGGCCAGUACAGGACUUGCGGGAAGUCAACAAAAGAGUCCUUACCUUACAUCCUACGGUACCCAACCCAUAUAAUCUCUUAAGCUCUCUUCCCCCAGAUCGUACCUGGUAUACAGUCCUUGACCUAAAGGAUGCAUUUUUCUGCUUGCGACUGCAUCCAGUGAGCCAGUUAAUUUUUGCUUUCGAGUGGAGAGAUCCUGAAAGUGGGAGAGUGGGUCAACUCACGUGGACAAGAUUACCACAAGGAUUUAAGAAUUCUCCUACCUUGUUUGAUGAAGCCCUCCACAAGGACCUGGCAACUUUCCGGGCACAAAACCCACAGGUAACUUUACUCCAAUAUGUAGAUGACCUCCUACUCGCGGCGUCCACCAAAGAGAACUGCCUGAUGGGAACUCGCAGACUACUGGUUGAACUUGGAAGGUUGGGGUACCGUGUCUCAGCGAAAAAGGCACAAAUCUGCCGGAAAGAGGUAACCUAUCUGGGAUAUGCUCUAAAGGAUGGAAAAAGGUGGCUGACGGAAGCCCGAAAGAAGGCCAUCUUGCAGAUCCCCACCCCGUCAACCUCUCGACAGGUGCGUGAGUUCCUGGGAACAGCGGGGUUCUGUCGUCUGUGGAUACUUGGGUUUGCUAGCUUGGCUGAACCACUAUAUCCACUCACAAAAAACAAGGGAGAAUUCGUAUGGGGCAAAGAGCAGGAGGAGGCCUUCACCAACAUAAAGAAGGCGCUGUUAAGUUCCCCUGCUCUGGCGUUACCUGACCUCACCAAACCAUUUACUCUGUUCGUGGAUGAGCGAAAGGGAGUGGCCCGGGGUGUGUUAACACAGAGACUUGGACCCUGGAAACGGCCAGUGGCAUACUUGUCAAAGAAAUUAGACCCCGUGGCCAGUGGAUGGCCUGCCUGCCUUAAAAUAGUGGCUGCCACAGCAGUCUUGGUAAAAGACUCUGAUAAACUUACUUUUGGACAACCAAUUACAAUCAUUGCAGCCCACUCCCUGGAAAGCAUUAUUCGGCAACCUCCUGACCGAUGGUUAACAAAUGCCAGGAUGACUUACUAUCAGAGUCUGUUACUAACUGAACGUAUUAAGUUUGCCCCUCCAGCCAUCCUGAACCCAGCCACACUGAUGCCUGAAGCAAGAGAGAGUGACCAGCCUCUCCAUGAAUGCCAAGAGGUUCUAGCCGAAGAAGUGGGCAUUCGCGCAGACCUGACUGACCAGCCUAUGGAAGGAACCCCCUCGUGGUUCACCGAUGGGAGCAGCUACCUGCUGGAAGGAAAGCGUAAGGCUGGCGCAGCCGUAGUGGACGGGAAACGGGUCGUGUGGGCUAGCUCGUUGCCAGAGGGGACCUCUGCCCAGAAAGCCGAACUAGUAGCCCUCAUACAGGCCCUGAGGCUGGCUGAAGGAAAAGUGAUUAACAUAUUUACCGAUAGCAGAUAUGCCUUCGCAACUGCUCACGUCCAUGGGGCAAUAUACAGACAGAGGGGGCUCUUGACAUCAGCGGGGAAGGAAAUUAAGAACAAAGAGGAAAUUUUAAAUCUCCUAGAAGCCGUACACCUCCCCAAAAAGGUAGCCAUCAUACAUUGCCCAGGGCAUCAAAAAGGAGAUGACUGGGUUGCAAGAGGGAAUCGAAUGGCAGACACAACUGCCAAAGAGGCCGCACUAGAGGCCAUGAUACUCUCAGUAAAACUGGACGACAAACAGGCAGUGGAAGGAAAGGAAGAAACAAACCUAUCCGCUGAGGAAGGGAAAGCUUACAUCGAUAAAAUGCACCGACUUACGCAUUUGGGAACUGAAAAACUUAUCACACUAGCAAAAAAAUCACGCUACAAGGUCCAGGACCUACGGAAAACUGUGGAACGUAUCGUACAAAAUUGCGAGGCAUGUGCCUUUACAAAUGCAGGACAUACUAAAGGAAUCCAAGGAAAGAGACUGAGAGGAGAUCGACCAGGAGCAUAUUGGGAAGUAGACUUUACGGAAGUAAAGCCUGCCCGGUACGGUAACAAAUAUUUGUUAGUGUUUGUAGAUACCUUCUCUGGAUGGGUCGAAGCAUACCCUACAAGGAACGAAACAGCACUAGUAGUGGCAAAAAAGAUCCUGGAAGAGAUUUUUCCCCGGUUCGGUAUUCCCAAGGUAAUCGGGUCAGAUAAUGGACCUGCCUUUGUCGCCCAGGUAAGUCAGGGAGUAGCCAGACAAUUGGGGAUUAACUGGAAGCUCCAUUGUGCAUAUCACCCUCAAAGUUCAGGACAGGUAGAAAGGAUGAAUAGGACCUUGAAAGAAACUUUAACUAAAUUAGUAGCGGAGACCGGCGGGAGGGAUUGGACAGUCUUUCUCUCCCUCGCUCUGUUUAGGGUUCGAAACACCCCAGGACCUAUGGGGCUCACCCCUUAUGAAAUCUUGUAUGGGAGUCCCCCUCCUCUGACAGAAAUAGUGGGGACUGAUGAACCUGUUGUGCCCUCUCUUACUCUUGCAGCACGCCUAAAAGCGUUGGAAGUAGUUAGAAAAGAAGUUUGGGAACAGUUGAAGAACCUCUACGACCCAGGCGAGGUGUCGAUGCCCCAUUCGUUCCAGGUCGGAGACAAAGUUCUGAUUAGACGACACCGAUCAGAGACGCUCGAACCUCGGUGGAAGGGACCGUAUGUGGUAUUGUUAACAACUCCCACCGCUGUAAAAGUCGAUGGGAUUACUGCGUGGGUACAUUCAGCGCAUGUAAAAAGGGCACCUAGAGAUAUACAAAAGGAUGAUUGGGUGGUGGAAAAGACUGAUAAUCCUCUUAAGCUUCGUGUGUUUCGGAAACCAAACCGAAACACCUAGGGAAAAUCUGUUGGUGGGACUAAUCCGAGAUUUCGGGAAGGCCCAAAAUGCAACCAGUAUCACUGCUUGUUUACCAUUACCACAAGCAGCUGGGGAGCCUAUUCCGUGGGGUAUAAUCCCGGCGGGACCACUACCAAAAUAUAAAAAUAAUGUAUCCCAAUUUUGUAAGAGUGUGCCCCGAACUAGGACUGGGGUAGGUCGGCGAUUUAUCAGGACACGAAAAUCACAGUGGAAAAUCAGGAAGGAAGACUGCAAACGAAAACUUAAUUCUGUAUAUAAAAAGGGAGGGAUCCAUUCUGUGGGGACGUGUUAUUUUGAUGAGGAAAAACAAGUUACAGUAACUACCACUGAAACUUACUCUGAAGUGGUAUGUCAGAAUAUCACACAAUUAGACCCCAAGGUCUGGCAAUCUAUCUGGGGACCCGCUAUUGCAGAAACUUUUAGCUACAUAGGACCAGUAAACUGGUGUGUGCAGUUUCAAGGAAAGCAGGAUCAACACUAUACACACACUUUUCAUGAGAUGACUUCUAAAAAAACGAUUGUGGAACACACACAUGGGUGGAACUGUACCAAAGUCCUCAACUGUGACACCCCGGAGAGGGAAAUAGGGAUUUUCCCCGUCCGUUAUCUGCUUAAGUGGGGAUGUGAAUGUCGAGGAUACAAACAUACCCUGCCACCACAUACUAAAGGUGGGUCAGAUGGGGAAAUGCUUGACUGCAAAUAUACUACAAUCCAGAGUCCUGGAAAUUUAGUAUGGGUCACUAACGAACGGAAAUGGACCACACAUAUUUCCAUUGAUGGGCCUAUUAAUCAAAUUACCCUAGGGGUGCCCACACUGUGUCCCUACUGGAAAAAGUCUGGAGAAAAAGAACUUAUACCUCGAAAGAGGAGGGAUGUAAGUAAAGAAGGUGAGGAAGCCCCCAGUGAUGAAUGGCAGGAACCAAAAACUGCGAUAAAAAUAGGGUGGGCAAUUGAAUCCAUAUUUCCCCAAAUCGCAGCAUAUAGAAAUAGGGAGAUGCUUGAUAAAUUGUUGGCACAAACCGCGCGAUUAGCGGCUGUUACUAAAAAGGGAUUUAAAGAUAUGAAUUUCCAACUCCAGGCAACUAGCAAAAUGGCUCUGCAAAAUCGGAUGGCCCUUGAUAUGUUACUAUUAAAGGAACAUGGGGUUUGUGGGUAUCUAAAAAAUAAAAUAAGCGACUGUUGUAUACAUAUCCCAAAUGUUACGGAAGCUGUAGAAAACGAUAUUAACAAAUUACAUCAGAUAGAGGAAAAAACAAAAGGAAUUGAAGAGGAAGCCCGAAGAAAUUGGGUAGGGGAAGUAUUCAAUUCCCUAGGAAUACAUAUUGCUGAGUGGUUAUCUUCAUUAAUCCAAACUGUGAUAAUUACUAUUAUUCUUAUUGGUAUAAUCUUUAUUUCUUAUAAGUGUGUUUUAGGACUGUGCCUAAAGGGGUGGAAGAAGACUCCAAAAUGACAUCCAUAAUGUUAUAAGCAUAGAAUAGAAAUAUAAUGUUAGUAAGUGUUAGUCCUGACCACUGGCCUGGCCUCUCCAGAAAUUCUAAGAUUAGAAAUGUACAAAAGAAAAAGAGGGGAAUGAGAAGAGGCGAAACUGAGAAGAGGCGAAACAAACAAACAAACAAAAUGGAGUACGGCCUGCACACUAUGAGAACAACAACCGCCUCAGCGAAAGUGCAGUCUCAUUGAGACCGCUUCAUUUCCAAGAAGCAGAAGUUAAAGACAUUUCCUAAAAAAGGCUGCGGCCUGUGGUUAUCAGGAGAGGCCAGACCGAGGGUCAAGAGCUUGUAACUAUUGUUCGAACCCUAUAUCUGUUGUGUGGCGUGUAAACCCUAUAAAAACCCUUUCCUACUGAGCACCAGGGUCGCCUCCUCUGACUCCUGCGUGAGUUACGAGACGACCCGGAGCUCCGAAAUAAACCUCACCUCGUGCGUUUGCAUCAA